AUGUCUUACAUUCCCUCUUUCUCCCAACCGCCUUCCAGGCCAGGAUCUCUGGCCGCAUCUAGGGCAAACUCUUACGCCGGAUCAAGAUUUGGCGCCUCUCGUCCCGGCUCUCCGGGGCCGGGCAGUCCAUAUGCCUCACACCCCGGAUCACCGGGCCCCGGAAGCCCAUUGGCGUCAAGACCGGGCACUUCAGGAGGCCCGUCUCGAUCAGCGACCCUCAAUGGGAAAUCAAGGCCAGGCAGCCCUCCUCUCGAGGUGGAGACUGAGCAGACCACGCCAGAUGUUAUGUCUGUGCUGGAACAUGCGAACGAGAUGAUCCGAGACGAGAAGGGAAACCCAAAGAUUGGACGCAUCGUUGGAGGAAAAUACGUCGACCCAUCCAACGAGCAGAUCGACCCUGAUUGUGGAGCAAUAAAAACUGUUGACAUUGAUAUGCCACUCACUUUGACCGAGCUCGUCAACCACAACGACAAGGAGUACAUUGUUCUCGAGUAUGCCACCGACGACAAGCAGAACCCCUACAACUGGAGUCCGUGGUAUAAGAGCAUGGUGACUGCCAUGCUUUGUCUGAUGACUCUCUUCAUUGGUCUGGCCACGACAGCAUACAGCUCUGGAAUCGGCAGCAUGGUCAAGGACUUGCACGCUUCCCAAGAAGUCGGUCAACUUGGCUUGUUCACUUUCAACUUCGCCUGUGCCAUCGCGCCCAUGGUCUUGGCACCUUUCUGCGAGCUUGUCGGUCGGAAGAUUGUUUACGCCGGCGCGUUUUUCUGCUUCACCCUGCUCUUCAUUGGCCUGGCGCUCGCCAAGGAUAUCGGAACUAUUAUCGGACUCCGACUCCUGCUCGGUCUGUUCGGUUGUGUUGGAACUAUUCUUGUUGGUGGUACCUUCGAUGACAUGUACCUCCCCCACGAACGUUCUCGGCCCAUGGCAUUGUUCUCUUGGAUCGCCAUCUUCGGUACAGUUGCUGCACCCAUCUACGCUGGCUUCAUCGACCAGGCCAUCGGGUGGCGUUGGAUCGAGGGUAUUCAAGGCCUGGCCAACGUUCCACUCCUGAUCUGCAUCUUCCUCUUCUUCCCGGAGACUCGAGGUGGGGUUGAGCUCCACAAGCGAGCUGUGGCUUUGCGCAAGGCUACCGGCGACGAGCGAUAUGUAGCCGAGGGCGACAUCUAUACGCCUGAUAUCAAGUCUAUGCUGAAGGCCUCGUCUGUCAAGGCCAUUCACAUGCUUGUCACCGAGCCUGUGGUUUUCUCGUUCGGCCUCUGGAUUGCCUUCUGCUGGGGUGUUACCUUCAUGUUCCUUUCCGUCAUCCCCAUCACAUUCACUGAGAAGCGUGGCUGGUCCGAAGGCGUCAGCGGCCUGCCGUACAUCAGUCUGGCCAUCGGAACGACUCUGGCCUGGAUGGCCCACCACCUUCAAAUGCGCAAGUACGACAGACUCAUCGCCAACCCGAACGUUGAGGUCACCCCGGAGGCUCGACUCUACGGCGCUAUGUACGGCGCCAUCUGGCUGCCCGUGGGCCUGUUCAUCUACAGCUUCACACAGUACGCCUACCUCUCCUGGGUCGGCCCGGCUAUCGGUCUCGCCCCUAUCGCUUUCGGUAUCUACUUCGUCUUCGAGUCUACGUACAGCUAUACGGCUGAUUGCUAUGGCCCGAGCGCAUCCUCGGCCAUUGCUGGCCAGGGUCUUAUGCGUAACACCCUGGGCGCGGUAACUCCGCUGUUCUCGACCCAGUUCUUCCACAACGUGGGCUCGCAAUACGCUGGCUUGAUCUUGGCACUUAUCGCCACAGGACUGAGUAUGAUUCCGUUCGUCAUGUUCAAGUUCGGGCCCCAGCUCAGAGCCAGGAGUAAGCUAGCGCAAGAGUACUAG
This is a messenger RNA of Diaporthe amygdali, 1869 nucleotides long. RefSeq lists its product as uncharacterized. Gene Ontology annotation, molecular function: transmembrane transporter activity. Lineage: Eukaryota; Fungi; Ascomycota; Sordariomycetes; Diaporthales; Diaporthaceae. The transcript has a single exon. The coding region runs from base 1 to 1869 and encodes 622 amino acids. The record is from RefSeq and is a predicted model, not a curated record. Gene Ontology annotation, biological process: transmembrane transport.